UUCCUUCUUUUGAUUUCCGGAGAGCCUAAAAAUGGUGCAGCGUUUGACUUUGAGGCGACGUCUGUCGUACAACACCCGCUCCAACAAGAGGCGCAUUGUGCGCACUCCCGGAGGCCGUCUGGUGUACCAGUACGUGAAGAAGAACCCCACUGUUCCACGCUGUGGCCAGUGCAAGGAGAAGCUGCACGGGAUCACCCCGUCCAGGCCCAGCGAGCGUCCCAGGAUGUCCAAGCGCCUGAAGACCGUUUCCAGGACCUACGGCGGAGUCCUGUGCCACGGCUGCCUGCGCGAGCGCAUCGUCCGCGCCUUCCUCAUCGAGGAGCAGAAGAUCGUCAAGGCGCUGAAGAGCCAGCGCGAGGCUCUGGUCAAGCCCGUCAAGAAGGUGGUGGAGAAGAAGCCGGCGAAGGCCAAGGCUGCCGCCAAGAAGCCGGUGGGAAAGUCGGCCGGAAAGCCCGGAGCCAAGGCCGUCGGCAGGAAGCCCGCCCCCAAGGGCGUCCUCAAGUCCAAGAAGUAAACCCCUGACCCACCAACCCAGGGGAUCUGAUUUUGGACUGCUUUUUGUAAUAAAUAAACCACAAACUGGACACGUUACCAACACCUUUUAAUCCUCAGUUGAUAGUGAGAGUGAUAUUAGCUUUGUUCCUAACUCAAAAAGCAGUUUAUAGUUUCAGAACCAAACCAUCAGAUGAUUUUUUAUAAAAAAUGUUUAACAACCAACCAA
Molecule: messenger RNA, 721 nt
Organism: Drosophila subpulchrella
Lineage: Eukaryota; Metazoa; Arthropoda; Insecta; Diptera; Drosophilidae
Gene: RpL34a
Product: 60S ribosomal protein L34
Exons: 3
Coding region: 32-514 (160 amino acids)
Biological process (GO): translation
Cellular component (GO): ribosome
Molecular function (GO): structural constituent of ribosome
Source: RefSeq, a predicted model, not a curated record